Brettanomyces bruxellensis is the source of this 1395-nucleotide messenger RNA. RefSeq lists its product as uncharacterized. Gene Ontology annotation, molecular function: carbohydrate:proton symporter activity. The coding region runs from base 1 to 1395 and encodes 464 amino acids. Lineage: Eukaryota; Fungi; Ascomycota; Pichiomycetes; Pichiales; Pichiaceae. Gene Ontology annotation, biological process: transmembrane transport; carbohydrate transport. Gene Ontology annotation, cellular component: plasma membrane. The transcript has a single exon. The record is from RefSeq and is a predicted model, not a curated record.
AUGGACGAUUUUGUUAAACGCUUUGGUCAACGGACGUUGUCAGGAUAUUAUAAACUCUCCAGAGUAAGGUCGGGUCUUAUCGUCUCAAUAUUUAAUAUUGGAUGUACGAUAGGGGGUGUCACAUUACCUAAGUUUGCAGAUCUAUUUGGGAGAAAAGUUGGACUUGUGAUAAGUAUGUUCGUUUAUAUUAUUGGCUGUAUUAUCCAGAUUACUUCGAGAAUCAGCUGGGUGCAAUACUUCAUUGGAAGAAUAGUGACUGGACUUGCAAUUGGGUCAAAUUGUGUGAUCGCACCUUUAUUUCUCUCAGAAAUUUCACCAAAGGAUAUAAGGGGAAGUGUCGUUUCCGUUUUUCAACUUCUCACCACAAUGGGAAUGUUUCUAGGCUAUUGUGCAUGCUAUGGAACUUAUCACAAUUCUACAGGUUCUUAUCAAUGGGAGUUACCCCUAGGUCUUUGCUUUUUGUGGGCCUCAUUGGCAAUAAUUGGGAUUAUUAUUUGCCCGGAGUCCCCCAGGUAUCUUGCCAAAAAAGGGCUGAUUGGGAAAGCAAAACAAUCAUUUUCAAAGAUGAAGAGAUGUACGAUUGACUCUCCUGAAGUUACAUCUGAAAUUAUUUCACUUCAAAAAUCUAUCGGUGAAGAGAACGCGGCAGGAACGUCAUCUUGGAAAGAACUAAUUACAGGUAAACCACUUAUCUUAUAUCGUGUGACUAUGGGUGUGUUGUUGGAGACACUGCAAGAACUUACUGGAGAUAACUAUUUAUUUUACUAUGGCACUACAAUUUUUAAGUCUGUUGGUCUAGACGACUCAUUUUUUACAUCAAUCAUUAUAGGUGCAGUUAAUUUUGUUUCAACAUUUCUUGCAUUUUAUGCGAUCGACCAUAUAGGGCGAAGAAAUACAUUACUGAUUGGUUCAGCAGGCAUGUUCUGCUGCCUUAUAAUCUAUGCAUCUAUAGGUGUCAAAUUACUAUAUCCAGGAAAAUUUGGUAUUGAUCCGGUGAAAUCAGUAGGCGAUGCAAUGAUAGUUCUCUGCUGCCUUUUUAUUUUCUUCUUUGCUAUAACCUGGGGACCCAGUCUUUACGUUAUUGUUGGUGAAUCAUAUCCUUUGAGAAUCAGAUCCAAGGCCAUGGGCAUCACAAUUGGUUCCAAUUGGUUCUGGAAUUUCCUAAUAGCUUUUUUUACCCCUUUCAUUACAAGUGCUAUUCAUUUUGCAUAUGGCUACGUGUUUGCUGGCGCCACCGUCUUUGCCUUUAUAUUUGUCUACCUUUUUGUUCCAGAAACCAAAGGUAUGCACCUUGAAGAUACGGAUCUCAUGUAUCAACAUCUGAAGUUUGGUUCCGCCUAUAAGGCACGUACCUUUUAUAAAAAAUUAGAGGGAAGUCAAAUAUUAGAAAAAUGA